Molecule: messenger RNA, 1777 nt
Organism: Xiphophorus hellerii (green swordtail)
Lineage: Eukaryota; Metazoa; Chordata; Actinopteri; Cyprinodontiformes; Poeciliidae
Exons: 11
Coding region: 166-1332 (388 amino acids)
Source: RefSeq, a predicted model, not a curated record
AUUAACGAAAACACAACAACAUUAACGAAAACACAACGGAAAAGGUAUGUCCCAGUGGGAGACCUAAGAAAUCGCUGAUUGGACUUCAGCUCGUUUUACUUUUGAACCGGAAGUUAUUCUGGUGUGCUUCGUUUUAAUGAGAAGCGGGAAUACGGUCACGUCGCAAUGUUUUGCCCAAACUGCGGGAAAGAGCUGGUUGAGCCGUCACCAAACUUCUGCAGCAAUUGCGGCAAGAGGCUUCAACUUCAGGAAAUAUUUAUGGAAGAUACUCCGCAAUGUUCAACACAACAGCCUGUUCCAUCCUGCCCUGCACCAGCCCUCAGCACCAUCCUUGAAUACAGAAAAAAGAAAAAUGAGGAGCGACAAAAGUAUUCUCUUGGGAAAAAGGGGUUAAAGCAAAAGGAAAAAAUGAAAGUUCGGAUAAAUAUUGGCUUGAUGACCAUUCACAAGAAUGGUCUAAAGCCACAGCGUGGAAAAACCAUUUUCCUUGCAACAGAUCCAGAUGUCUCUGCCACACCUCUGCUCAGUCUUGCUGCUAAAAAAAUGAAGGACUUCAACAAAGAUAUAAAAGAUGGACCUUUCCUCCUUCUGUACCCAGAUGGGACAGAGGUUAUUAAUAUCCCUGGGACACAAACACCGUUUACUCUUGCAGCUUAUAAGGCUGAAAUUGGCAAGUCAUACCAAAGGAUCUCUCUUUUCCUCUGCUUGAAAAGGGACUUUGAAGAAGUUGGAAAAUUGUCAGACUCGUCCGAUUCCGACCCAGAGGUUGUUAUUAGAAAAAACUCCGAGUUUGAUCUUGCUGAUACACUGCCAUGGGAACCUAUGGAUGAAAGCAGUCCUUUGCAAAAGGUGGCAGAAACAGAGAAUGGUGUUGGGGAUCUUGUACUUGCAAAUGAAGUACAACAGGUUAUAGACUUGGAUAACAAUGGCAACAAUCCAGGCACCAGUCAAUGUCUCACUGUCCAGAGCUCCUGUUACAGAGACUACACCACUCUCUUUGAGCCCAUUGUUAUUGAUGAUGAUGAUGAGAUUGAAUAUUUUACAGAAGACAAAAAGCAGGACCUGCCCCCAGAAGAACAUUACAAACAAACGUGCAGCCACAUGAUAUUAUUGCAGAACUGGCCAAGAAUAUUGACCACAAGAAAGUCAGCCGGUUCAACAUAUGUUGUACUGAUGUGUGGGAUGGAGCUGUUCGGGGCUUUCAGAGGAGCACAUACUCCAACAAGAACGACAUGUUCAUCAAAUUUAACGAUGAUGCUGGCUGUUUGGAGGAAGGGUUGGACACAGGUGGCCCGAGGCGUUUGUUUCUCACACUUCUUAUGGCCAUUCUGAGAAAUCGUCCUAUCUUUGAUGGACCCCCAGAAGCUCAUUACGUUGGGUGCAAUUCGAGAGGUCCUGGAAGCUGAAUCAGAUGAAUCUCUGCUAAAUAUAAUUUUUCAAAACAGCGGGAUGUUCCAAACUGCUGGUUGCUUCAGAAGUGUGAAGACUUCUGAGAAGAAAACUUUUGUAGAGGAGUAUCUCAGAUGGUACAUCCUUGACAGAAACCACAGUGCCAUUCAACGAUUCAAAGAUGGACUGGCAAGUCUGGGGUUUUUCGCUGCACUGCAACAGCAUUCCAGUGUCCUGUCCCCAGUCCUAUGUUUCUCUGCCAAGGCCCUGACUGCUUCAGACUUGGAGACCAUGUUCAAACCAGAUCUCAGCCCAGUAGGAACCAAUAGGCGGCAACAGGAGGGCAAAACUAUCGUCUUCUGGGCAGAUUAUUUGCUUGAUUGCGAAG